GCAGCGAUGAAGCACUGUUUCUACAAUGAGACUGUGGGGUUCUUCUACAACAAUAGCCGUAAAGAGCUGACCACAUAUUGGAGGACAAAGGAUGUCUUGGUGGUUGCCCUGGGCUUGACAGUGAGUGUCAUUGUGCUCCUGACCAACCUGCUGGUCAUCACUGCUAUUGUCAUCAACCGGCGGUUCCACUAUCCCAUCUACUACCUGCUGGGGAACUUGGCAGCUGCUGACCUCUUUGCUGGCAUUGCAUACAUGUUUCUCAUGUUCCACACGGGGCCCAGGACAGCAGAGCUCUCCCUGAAGACCUGGUUCAUCCGCCAGAGCCUGCUGGACACCAGCCUGACCGCCUCUGUGGUGAACCUACUAGCAAUUGCUGUAGAAAGGCAUCAGACUGUUUUCACUAUGCAGUUACACAGCAAAAUGUCCAACCAGCGUGUGAUGAUCCUGAUUUUUUGUAUUUGGGUCACAGCCCUGCUCUUGGGGCUCAUCCCAUCCUAUGGCUGGCACUGCCUCUGUGCCCUGGAAAAGUGUUCCAGCAUGGCACCGCUCUACAGCAGGAGCUACUUGACCUUCUGGGCCAUCUCCAACCUGGUCAUCUUCCUGAUCAUGGUGGUCGUGUACACACACAUCUUCAUCUAUGUCAAGAGGAAGAUGACACGGAUGUCCAAGCACACCAGCUUCCAUCCCCGCUACAAGGAGACCAUGAUCAGCCUUGUCAAGACGGUCACUAUUAUACUCAGUGCCUUUGUUAUCUGCUGGACACCGGGACAAGUUGUGCUCCUACUGGAUGGCUUGGGCUGCAAGAGCUGCAAUGUUCUAGCUGUGGAGAAAUACGUCCUUUUGCUGGCAGAGAUCAACUCGUUGAUAAAUGCUAUUGUCUACUCUUACAGGGACAAUGAGAUGCGCAGCACCUUCCGGAGGAUCCUCUGCUUCAUCUGUUAUAGGAAUUCCAGAUACACCCCUACAGUAGUGAAGUUAAACACUACAGACCGCAGAACACUUUCUCAGAAUGGGCACUUCACUGUGGACUCCUCUAUUUAGUUCCUCAGUGCCGUGCUUGUCUCCACUGGUCAACAGCAACCCUUUCUGACCAAAAGCACAGAGACUGAGUGACCUGCUUCCAAAGCAGUACUGACUACUUUUAUGUUCUCAAGCAUAAAUGUUUGUAUAAAAUGCCUGUCAUCCAUAUGGGGACAAGAAGCAUUUAAGGAACUGAACGGUGCAUUAUUU
Molecule: messenger RNA, 1230 nt
Organism: Rhea pennata
Lineage: Eukaryota; Metazoa; Chordata; Aves; Rheiformes; Rheidae
Gene: LPAR2
Product: lysophosphatidic acid receptor 2
Exons: 2
Coding region: 7-1041 (344 amino acids)
Biological process (GO): adenylate cyclase-activating G protein-coupled receptor signaling pathway; regulation of metabolic process
Cellular component (GO): plasma membrane; cytoplasm
Molecular function (GO): lysophosphatidic acid receptor activity
Source: RefSeq, a predicted model, not a curated record